Silurus meridionalis is the source of this 1249-nucleotide messenger RNA. It is a transcript of the gene ncoa7a, whose product is annotated as nuclear receptor coactivator 7. Gene Ontology annotation, biological process: response to oxidative stress; regulation of transcription by RNA polymerase II. Gene Ontology annotation, cellular component: nucleus. NCBI's taxonomy places the organism in Eukaryota, Metazoa, Chordata, Actinopteri, Siluriformes, Siluridae. The coding region runs from base 72 to 842 and encodes 256 amino acids. The transcript has 7 exons. The record is from RefSeq and is a predicted model, not a curated record.
AUAAAGCAGAUCUUCCGCAUGGUGAGCUGGACUGGAAACUCCUGAACCUUGUCUUCUCAGAUCUGUCCAUCAUGGGCGUGGCCUACAGCGUAGGAGAAGUGGAUCAUCUGUACACGUUCUUCGUGCAGUGGACUCCAGACAUCUACACUACACGCUACAGGAAGCGUCAUGGCCUCCUAUUGGUCACUAAGGAAAAACUGGUUGUGAUUGACAGCUUGCUGAGAGAACCGAAUCCUCAACACUGGAAUAUCAUCACGGUGAAGAAGGGGAAGCGUUUUCCAAGCGUGUGCAGCUCUGAGGACGAGGACACUGAGGACACUGAUUACACACUUCCUGUGCUGCUACAGGACAGUCACGUCCUCAUAGAGCAUCACAUAGAGAAGUUAGCUCCUCAUCUCCCAGCUCGGGUUCAGUGUUCUCCCUGGCAGUUGGUUUACAGCACAGAAGUUCACGGCACCAGUCUGAAAACCCUGUACAGAAAAACUGCAGAAAUCCAACAACCAGUUCUACUACUGAUCCAGGACACACACCACCAGGUAUUCGGAGCGUUCUCCUCAGACUCGUUCAGAGUGAGUGACUGUUGUUAUGGAACAGGAGAGACGUUCCUCUUCACCUUCAGCCCUGAGUUUAAGAUGUUUCGUUGGAGUGGAGAGAACUCAUAUUUUGUGAGAGGGUUCCUGGACUCUCUGCAGCUGGGAGCAGGAGGAGGGCCUUUUGGCUUGUGGUUAGAUGCAGAUCUUCUCCGUGGCUCGACGUUUUCCUGCAAAACUUUCCGUAACGCUCCUCUGUCUCCACAUCAUGACUUCAGCGUGCGAGCACUCGAGGUGUGGACCUUUCAGUGAUCAUGAGAACCCACCUCAGACCCUGUUCAUAUCUCACACACUUACACAAACUCACACUCACACACAUACACACACAAUCGCUCUCACACACACUCACACACACACACACACACACACACACACACACACACACACACACACACACACACUCACACAAUCGCUCUCACCUCGCACACACACACACACACACACACACACACAUAUUGUGACUGUAUUGUUCAAAUGGUAUGUAUUUGCUUUUCUAUCACACUAAUGCACAUGUCUGUGUGUGUGUGUGUGUGUGUGUGUGUGUGUGUGUGUGUAAAUAGUGUUAAAUUGUAAAUCUGUGUACAGUUUUAUAUUUUCAUGUUAUUAAGUUAUAGUUUUGUACUGCUGAGUUUCACAGUGCCAGCAAUCAAUAAAUCAUU